Molecule: messenger RNA, 495 nt
Organism: Cooperia oncophora
Lineage: Eukaryota; Metazoa; Nematoda; Chromadorea; Rhabditida; Trichostrongylidae
Source: the annotation of a GenBank genome assembly
AUGAUCUCUGCUCCUUUUAUUGUGUUCGCCUGUUCUAGAAAGCUGAUGACUUCUGCUAUGAUUACAUCCCUGGCAGAGAACACUCGACGACCAUCAUCACGGGAUCCUCAUGUAUGGUUCCGUGUGGCCGUUCACAGCCGUCUGUCACAAAAUUUACAGAUCGAAGUCGCACCAACAUCUGGUGAAAAAUGGUCGUCUUCUGUUCGGAAAGCUGCCUCACCCUUCGAUCCAAACCUCGUUUUUGUACAGGAUCACCUGAAUAGCAAGGGUUGGUGGUGUUCGCUGAGGUCAGCAUACUUGAGAUGUGCAGAAUUCAUAAUGCUCAAUCAGUGCACAAGGUGUAACGGAUCUGUUGACUUACAUUCUGAACCGGCUCGUUCCCAAGAAGACGUCUUCACCACGGAUCAAGCAGCUCUCCAUCUGCUUGGAUGGGAUAUGCGUGGUCAUCCGGCUCAAUGGCGUCACAAAGUACCGUAUCUUUCAUUUACCUGUUAG